GGGCCUAAAGGCGGGCCCUGGGGGCCCUAGUUGAUGUCUGCGGCUCUGCGUCACUUAAAAUAAAUUAUUUUGCGUUUUCAUCUUUUCAAGUGUUGAAAAUAUGAUUUUUGAUUUUUUUUUUUUCUAUGGAAACAUUUUAAAUUUUUUCAAGGAUUUCCCUUCUAGCGUCAUAUUGAAUGAAAUCCCUGCUCUCUGCUCUCUUUAUGAAUAGUUUCGAUGCUGAUUUUCCAAUCAAAGUGAUUUAUAUCCUUGCAUGUACCUACCAGAGUACUGCACGGUUAAGUUAAAAUAGCCGGAUAACCGCCGGAGCUAUCGGCUAAUUCAACUACAGGUUACAAACUGCAGUUACUUUUGUCGGCGCGCGCAACCAGCGGUAAGUUAGGUUAAUAACCAUACGUUAACCGCAUUCGGUUCUCUGGUGUCUCAACAAUACAUUUUGGUGACUCAUCAAACAGAUAAGACAGAAUCGAACAUUACAUUUCCGAUAAGAGCGCAGUAUAAUCGCAGGUAGUUUAGUCAUUUUAACUACAAAAUUAUCCGCAUAGGCUAACGCUAAUAUAACUGCUUUUGGAUGAGUUAUAUUUGGUAGCUUACCGCACACGACACGCGACUAACGCAGAUAACUUUUAACUAUACCGUGCAGGACUCUGGUACCUACCUACACCAAAUCAAGAAUAGAAAAUGACCGAAUCCACUUCUCGAGUUCACGAUCUUGCUUAUCCGAGUCCGGUGACGCUGAAAGAAAUCUCAGCUAUCGCAAUCGUUGCGGAAUUACGGCGUGAAAAAGUCGCAAGUGCGGAAAUCAAGACUAAGGACGUGUUUGAUUUAGCCAAGGAUAUUCCGCUGAAACAGAUAAUCCCCAAUCUUCCGUCCAUGAUUUACGAUAUACUGGACGAAUACAUCGCCAAGUUGAAAUUAUUAUCGACUGCUCAUUGGACACGAUAUGUGAGCAAUUUCGAUGCUUUUGUAUGGGAUUGGAAUGGUGGUAUUGAUGAUGUUCGAACGGCCAAACGAAUGAUGCUGUGUGAUCGACUCGCUGCUGAUGAGAAAUUCGAAAUUGCUUCUAAAUACUGCCUGGAAGAUGAUAUUAGACGACUUUGGCCAUUUGUCAGCUCGAACAUUAAUUUGGAUCAGAGGUAUUUUAGACAUCGGCCACUACUGUACUACUGGGUUUACUGUCUCAGAAACGAACUACACAAUGUACGCAAUUUUUUUUAUGAAACAAUCGAUGAGACGAUGUUUUAUGUUUGCAAAGACAGAUGUCAGAGCUAUUCUUCUCUCGAGUACUUUUGGAAUCGAAUACCCUACGAAAGGCGAUCGCUAGCAAACGAGGCUAUGUAUUGUUACGAUUCCGGUCCAUUCGCAAGGUUCAUUCUACUAAGACUGGACGAUUUCCAACUUGAAACUUUUGUCGCUAAAGUAGGUGUUGACUUCAUGUUUCUCUUGUUAACCGAAAGUUGCCUAGAAACAAACCACGUUCUGCCUGCUUGGAUGUACAUUAGAAACAAAAUGAACGAAAGUCAGUUCAUCCAAUUAAUCGAGAAAUUGCUGAAACACGAGACUAUCGGAUUCUACGCUAAGGAGCGAUUGAAUUCUAGGGAUAAAGUUCAUUUUUUAUGCUGUGAAGUAUGGAAAAAUUCUGCCGAGAAUUUGAAGCGAUUGGCAAUAAAUGAUGUAUUAUGGAAUGAAGAAUUGUUCAAGAAAACGAGUACAUGGCCAUCUUGCCCCAGAGAAAUGAGAUUCUUGAUCACAAUUCUGUCGGAUGUCAGUUUUGAACAAAGGAACACAUUUUGGUGCAAAAAUUGGCGUAAUUUGAUCAUCGGUGCUCGUGUCGAAAGUUUGUUGAGAUUAAUGAAUUUAUGUUUCCGGGAUGAAAACGAUAUCAGUUUAUUUAUACAGCAAUAUAUUUCUAAGCGGGAAAAUAUCGUCCCAUAUUGCGUCCAGUUGUUGGAAAAUGCAUGUUUCGACGUAUCGAGCGAGUUCUUGUCUUUUUGUUAUUCGAAUAACCAGCAGCAAGUAAGAGAGUUGAAACAGCAACUGUUGAGGUCAAGGUUUCUCGGUGAAAAUUCUAUUCUUCGUUCGGAUAUUAUCGGUUAUGGUAAAGAGAUGAAUGCGUUCGUCGAAGACGCCUUUGAAGACGUCGAUGUUCGUGCUGAAUUCAAAAAUCAAUUCGUUUCAUCGCCUCCAACUCAGAAAUGUUUUUCCGAUUGUAUUCGCUCUGGUGACUUCGAUCGUCUGAUACAAUUCGUUGAAGCAUUUGUACCGGAUGAACGAGAUGUUGAUGUUUUGAAGCUACGUUUUUUGGAUAAUUUCACCGAGCAUCUGGUCUGUGGAGUUAUGUGGACAAUGGAGGGUGAUAAAUUACAAAAAUUUCUUCUCUGGUUGUUGAAUAGUGAAGAUGAGAUCGGUAAAUUCAAACAGUCGUUAUCAGUAGAUGAUAUAAUUUGUAAUUUGAUACGGCUUGAGGUGGAGCAGGCGAUCCGACAAUGCAUAGGUGGUAUGGGAUGUCCUGUGAAAUACCCUGAUAGUCUGCGUGAUUUUUUGAACUGGUAUUUUAAUAAUAAUGCUGAAGAGAUUCGAAAAAUUAACGAAAGGUACUCUGAUGAGUUAAAGAUGUUCCGUCGUUGAUAAUAGUAUGGUUUUUUGAAACUUCUUCGUUUUCAAAUUACCAAUAAGUUGGAAAAUUACGUGCGAUCUUUCGUGAAUAACUGAAGUGCCUAUUUUAUUUUUAAUGUUUAUCUACUAUUAAUAUAAUGAUCUGGUACUAUUAUUCAUCAUGUUUUUAUCAAAUUGUUAUUAGUAGGGUGUAUUAAACCCGUCGAGUUAUUGACUAUUAUUUUA
Molecule: messenger RNA, 2841 nt
Organism: Planococcus citri (citrus mealybug)
Lineage: Eukaryota; Metazoa; Arthropoda; Insecta; Hemiptera; Pseudococcidae
Exons: 2
Coding region: 682-2628 (648 amino acids)
Source: RefSeq, a predicted model, not a curated record